AGGCUUUGAAUAAUACCUUAGAUCAUGACAACUUGCAGUAGCUCAAGGUGUUUUGAAAUUCGAAAUUCGUAUCGUAGAAUUAUUUUUAAAACUCCAGAGAAGAUCAAGAACAUCCAGGACCUAAGCACGUUGAAGGCUGGGACAAAUGUAUCUACAAGAAGUGCCAGUGCUACAAAUAAAAGACGCAUCAAACGCAAACAGAGAGCUCUUGUAUGCCGUCCACGUGAAGAAGAGGCAUCGCAUAAAUCUGUACGAAAUAAUGAGUUAGAUGGUUUUGAGGACUGCGUUCUGUGUUUAAACACCGAAUUUGACUGGCCACAUCUCUUGCCAUGUGGGCAUAUUUUUCAUAACGUGUGUGUAUCCAAUUGGUUAAAACACAAUGAUACUUGUCCUGUAUGUUUCCGAAAUUGGGAAAACCAGGUUCAUACCAAUCAAGUACCUAACUCUUAUUCUGAUGAUGACAUGCAUAGAAAUCCUAUGCCUGAGAGUUUGGCUACGAGCGUACACGUGCCUUCCACCGGAGUUAAUGAUGCUUCAGAAUCGGAUUCCCAUAGGCCAGCAGACAAAGUUCAUAGUGUACUCAAAGGACGAGUUAAAAGGCCAAUUUACCGUAGAAGAAAAGUUAUAGCCAGGCAAUCGAUUGAACAACUGGCACUUAAGAAGGAAAUAUUGGAUAGUGUCUUUCUGAAGAACUGUGUUCCAGUAUGUGGUGUUUCUGACGUGCUGUCACCUGAUGAACCACAGUCCAGUGAUCCUGAUAUCAUAAUCGAUGGUGAAUUCAAAUUAAUUGAUUGUACUGAUUCUAUUGCCAUUUUUGAGGGAGAUGCAAUACAAGACAAUGUAGACUUUGAGAAUCUCACUGAAAGUGUUUAAACAUUAUUUUAGCUAAUAGUUCACCUAUGAUUUUAGUAUUAUCAACGGUAUUUUUUCUGAAAAAUUGUAUAGUUAUUUUUUUCAUGUUUUCAUUUAAUUUUUGACAAGACACUGUGAUUAAUUUUUAUUGCGUGUUACUUUUAUAGGAUUGUAGAUGAAAUUCAUAUGUUAAAAGAAUGAAAUUUUAAAUAAAAUUUUACUAUUUUA
Parasteatoda tepidariorum (common house spider) is the source of this 1080-nucleotide messenger RNA. The record is from RefSeq and is a predicted model, not a curated record. NCBI's taxonomy places the organism in Eukaryota, Metazoa, Arthropoda, Arachnida, Araneae, Theridiidae.